This is a messenger RNA of Cotesia congregata, 758 nucleotides long. NCBI's taxonomy places the organism in Eukaryota, Metazoa, Arthropoda, Insecta, Hymenoptera, Braconidae. The record is from the annotation of a GenBank genome assembly.
AUGGACCAAAGUAUGUACAGAGAAAUGGAAGAACGUAGGUCUAUACGUGAUAACAGCAGAAAUUUAAAAAAAUACGGGAGUACAUCCAAGCAUGUUGUACGUAAUGACAAUUUAGUAAAACAUAUUAUUUGCAAGACGGAUACACUUCCAGGUAUUGCAUUAAAAUAUGGAACUACGACUGAACAAAUUAGGAGGAUAAAUAGGUUAUGGGCAUCUGAUAGUUUAUUUUUACGUGAAUAUUUAUUAGUUCCUGUUCCUGUACAAAAAAAUUCAGCGUCGACGUCAUCGUCCUACAUUAAUAAUGAUGGAAUCGCUGAAUCCAAUGAAAGUGACAAUUGUCAAGACCCAAGUGCUAAUACGCUGUCUUCGGACGAAGACAGCUCAAUCAAUAAUUUUUUAGCUAGAAUGGAUUCCUCGAUUGCUAAUGUUAAGAAAGAUAUACAAAAAACCCAGGGUAAUAGUGCAUUUAGUCCAGAAGAAGAAUUAUUAUUUGUACAAAGAAGAACAGGAAGUCGUUUACGUCAUUCGCACCCCCAGCCUUCGCCACUGCAUUCUUCAUUUUCAACAGCGUCAUCUUCAUCUUCUCACCUCUCAUCAGCUGCAGGGCCUGUCAGAUCAUCGUCAGAAGACAACGUUCACGACUUGCCUUCAGCUGUGGUGAUGACUCAAGGGAAAAAAUUAAAAAGCUCGCUGCAAAAAUUGCAGCAGCAACAAGACGAAAUAUUUCAAUUGUAGCAAUUAUUAACAAACUACAAUAA